AUGACCAAAGGCCGGCCGAUCUCCGAUGCUUUGCUAUGCAAAAGCGAAGGGGAGCUUGCUGUGCUUAACGAUCAGCUGCUCGGAUCGGCCGCGUCUUCUCCAAUCCCUAAGUAUGGCAAACCGUCUAUUUCGGACAUCGAACCUGGCAGCAACCGUUCUGGUACCAACACGGGUGCAAGCCUGGCUACUCCAGAGUUUUUCGGAUGCACCGUUAUUACGAUCAAUGACUUGUCUUCGCCACUUCUGCCGUUAGUGCUCCGCGUUCCGGCACUGCAAUUCUGCACCUGCCUGCUAUCAGGCCUGUUCACCGCGUUUUCCCUCCCUAACCAAGCCCUCGUUCCUCACCGUCGCCUGCCAUACCAACGCCCGAGCGGAACCCUCUGGUUCGGCUCCGUCCUCAAGACGGCGUCCAAAAAGAGGAAACUCACUCCUACCGCGCGUCUCGACACCGUUCCCACGGCAUACAACGCCCCAGACACGGCCUACAACGCCCCAGACACGCCCUCACGCCAACGCCUCGCCAACGAGCGGCCGCAAACUCGGCAGCCUCAACUGCCACCGCCUCCGCACCGCCUCUCCUCGCCGCGUGCUCCCCAAAGCCCCGUCGCUGUGGCAUCGGACGCCUCGCGCCUACCUUUGGACCAGCCUUUUGCCGAGACUGCAGCGUCUCCAGGCAGAGCUGCUCCCACCGCGCAGCUCUCACGCUCGUCCGGCCUGAUCUCCUCCGCAGCCACGACCUCGGUCGAUUCGCCGAGCGAGGCCUAUGCCGGUUUGACACUGGACAGUGCUGAGACCCCGCUGGACACCACGGGCAUGAACCAAGGUCAGGAAGAUCCUCUUGCUCUUGCGAACAGCGAUGACGAACAAUUAAACCGAGCAGAUACCGCAGCCUCACCCUCAGACACGGAGCGUGAGAUACGAUCGACUUCACCGGCCAAGCGACGCGCCAGCGCCAUGGACGACGACCACACCAUGGAUAUGGAGCAGCCGGCGUCCAUGCAGCCUCGCGAUGUCAACUCCAGCGACGACUCAUCCAAUCGUCCGCCCACCCCGUCUUCCAGCAAAGGUAGCAGCAAGCAGCACACCCGGGAGGCUUCCGUGGAUAUGCUAGCCACUACGAAUGGCAACAGCGCUGCCACAUCUACCGAUCCUUCGUCGAUAUCGGAAACGCCUGGUGACCAAGAAAUGGGGGAUGCGGCAGAAGUGCCCUCUAUAGACGAUCAAGUCAUGACCAUCAUGCAAGAGAUGGCAGGGCAGCCUGAAGAUGGCGACGUUGGCUACCUGGUGGCCGUUGCCUGGAUAAAUCGUGUUCUAGCCCGCUCGUCACAAAAGGACGAUCACGGUCCCUACGACAAGGAAACCUUGGAGGGAGAUGUUGGGCCAAUAGACAAUUCAUCUAUACUUCCAUCACAUCUUCCCGAAGACUUGGUGGACGAUCGGGGCGAAAAGUACAUUCAAAUAAAGCGUGGUCUGUCCGUUAACACCGAGUUGGAAAUCUUCACGGAGAAGGCAUUCAAGCUUGCUCUGAAGUGGUACGGACUUGCGCCGGGGCAAGUGCCCAUCAAACGCUAUGCACACGCAACCAACACCGAUCCUGACGCGCUAGACAAGAACGUGCAGUACGAGCUAUAUCCACCCAUCUUUACGCUUCGAAAGCUUCAUGCGGAGCGCUCGUCCUUCGACAAGCACAUAGCCGAGGACAGCAAACAUAAGGCGCCGCGGAUCGUGGCAAGCAGGAGUUGUCAGUUUCAAAAAUUCCUCCGACGUGCAAAGGAAUCUACGGGCAUACCGAUGGAAACCAAGGUCAAGGUGUGGCGUGUUUUGAGCCCAGAGACGGUUGCUUCAGAUGCCAAGACCACAAACGGUAACACAUUGUUGAGUCCGCCAGAGUCCCGAGAGGCGUCACCUAGCGGGCAGUCCAGUACUUCAGUUCCACUGCUGAUUAAGAGCGAUGUUUUUAAGGCCAUGCCAGAAGCUGUGGAGCGAGAGAUGAUUGACAUGAAGGACGAGACAAACAAUGAGAAGUACAACGGUCGCGCUCAGCUUGGCACCUUAGGUCUUGCUGCGGAUCAGAUACUCAUUCUCGAAGAACAAAGCACAAGCGGCUCGUUCCUGUCGGACACCGCAAAGAAGGCGACCAAGGCUGCAAAGAAGGGAGGUCUCCUCUCCAAUCCCAGCAGUGGUCGGAGCAGUCCAUCUCUUGGCCCCAUCACGCGGGGCAGAAACCGAGCAUCUGGUCGGACACAAGGCAGCGUUGGUCUGACCAAUCUUGGCAACACGUGCUACAUGAACUCGGCUCUCCAGUGCAUUCGGGCAACUGAAGAAUUGACAUGCUUCUUCCUGUCCAAAGCCUGGAAAAAGGAGCUUAACAAGAGCAAUCCGCUCGGUCACGAAGGCAAAAUGGCAAUGACAUACGCUGCAUUACUGGAUUCCAUUUACGAGACGACUUCAAGUUCGUUCACACCAAGCGACUUCAAACGGAUGCUGAGCAAAUGUGGACCACAAUUUUCCGGCUAUGGCCAGCAAGAUUCCCAAGAAUUCAUGAGCUUUCUGGUGGACGCGCUACAUGAAGAUAUGAAUCGGAUCGUUAAAAAACCUUACAUCGAAAAUCCAGACUCGGAUGACAGCAGGGUUCAUGACGAGGAGUACAUCAAGGAAUUAGGCAACAUCUUCCGAGAAAACUACAGAAAGCGAAACGAUUCCGUCAUCCACGACCUGUUUAACGGCUUUUACAAGAAUACCAUGGUGUGUCCAGUCUGCGACAAAGUCAGCGUGACGUUCGAUCCAUAUCUGCUUCUCACCCUGCAGCUUCCUCUCGAGCACAGCUGGCAGCACACAGUCUACCUUCUUCCACUGCGCGGCGAUCCGGUCAAGGUAGAAAUAGAUAUGGACAAACACAGCACAAUCGGUCAGCUUAAGCAAUACGUAGCCGCUAAAGUACCAGGUCUCGAUGCGAAGCGCUUGAUGAUGGCAGAAGUGUUUAGCAAGAAGUUCUAUAGAACGGUAGAGGAUAAGCAGACCAUCGCCGAAGCUAACAUUCAGCCACGCGACGAGAUGAUUCUCUACGAACUUGACGAAGUACCCACAAACUUUCCGCCGCCGAAGAAGAAAAAAUACAAGACCAUGCUGUCGUUCGGCCAUGACACCGACGAAGAGGCUGAAAUUCCGGGGGAUGAUUCACCACUUGCAGACGUCAUGAUGGUUCCUGUCUUCCAGCGGUCGCCAGCAUCCUCGUAUAGCUCAACUAUGAACCUUGCAAACACGCCUUUCUUCAUCACUGUAAACAGAGAUGAGGCUAAGAACUAUGUCGAGAUCUACCGCAAAGUACUUGCUCGGAUAGCCUCACUGACGACGCGUGAUUUCCUACACGAGUAUGCGACUGAGUCCGCUUCUUCGCCGGAGGAUGAGGAGCAGGAACGCAUCAGCGAAGAGGACGCCGAGCCCGAUGUCCAGGCACGCUCCGUUGAGAGCGAAGAUGGUACUGUCGAAGUUUCAGUGAGCAAAUCGCAGUCGAACGGCGAUAAGAAAGCGGCAGUCUCCCCGACAUCAGCCAGGGCUGUGCUAGAGCCUGGUGUGCCAAUUCCAGACGCUCUUCUCAACUUGUUUAGUCUCAAGAUCAUGGAGAAACAAACCGAAAUGGUACCCACUGGAUUUCACGCUGUUCAAGACAAUCGCAAAUUCAAAACCUUGUUGUCCCGCCUUCCAAAGGCAUCAAGACGACCUUCAGUUCAGGCGGAGACGCCUACGUCGUCAGAGUCGUCUGACGCCGAUGAAGCUCUAACCAGCGUGCAGGCUAGCAUGGCGGAUUGCAGCGCUAGCGAAGACGAUGGGUCGAUAGGCCAAAAGCCAAAGAAGCUCAAGAUGUACGGCAAGAAGAACCGGACAAAUCAGCCGUCUGCAGCUUCUACAGAUGAGGAAUCGUCCGUCGAUUUUGAGGUAACGCCUGAGGAACCGAUACUACAUCUUGGCGAAUGCUUAAUUGUGGACUGGAGUCUCGAGAAUUUUGAUGCUCUUUUCCAGGGUAGAGACGAGGAUGACAUGCGUGGUCGGGAGACGAUUGGCAAGCACACCCGAGUCCUUGAGGACAAGGAACUGAGCGACAAGCGCAGACGAAGAACCGAACGAAAGAAGCACGGCAUCUCGCUUGACGAGUGCUUCCAGGUUACGUCGCGUGGCGAGAUUUUGACGGAAGACAAUGCGUGGUACUGCAAUCGGUGCAAGGAACUGCGGCAGGCCGAGAAGACGCUCGAGAUCUGGACAGCACCCGAUAUCCUCGUCAUCCACCUGAAACGCUUCAGCGCCGCGAGGCAGUUCCGCGACAAGAUAGACAUACUUGUAGACUUCCCAACAGAGGGCUUGAAUCUUAAUGACAAGGUUGGACUGCAGGAAGGCCUUGAUCUGACGUACGACCUCUUCGCAGUGGAUAACCACUAUGGAGGCUUGGGUGGCGGACACUACACUGCUUACGCGAAGAACUUCGUGGAUGAGCAGUGGUACGAAUACAACGACUCGUCCGUCUCAAAGCGUCCGGCGAGCUCGGUUGUUACUUCGGCAGCGUACUUGCUGUUCUACCGCCGCCGCACCAGUGGCCCCAACAAAUAUCUCGGACCUCCGGGACUCCGCCAGCUUGUCUCUUCAUUCCGCAAUCCAGAAGAAGAGGGUGCAACUGACUCUGCUGCCGAGGACGGCGACUCACAAUCACGCGCUGCAUCACCCUCGGGCCAGGGAAAAGGCCACCGCCUCGGCGGGGAAAUAUCGUUCCACAAUGGUUCGUCGAUCGCCUCAGCCGGUCAAGGAGCGGGUCACCUGCACCGUCGAGGCGGGGAUGGUUCGGCAGCGGGUCAAGGGGCGCUAGUGAAGAGCGGGGCCCUAGCGGGACUUGACGGAUAUGAGGGCGACGAUGACGAAGGUUACGGUGGUGGCAUGGAUGAAGAUCCAGACGAUGCUUUGCCAGCCGCUGGUGCCUUCAUCGGGCCUCAGCGACCACCGAGUUAUCAAGAGGCUUCGCCCUUUUCAGCCUACCAGCCAUGGAGCUUUCCUAACCUCUCAGAGACGAACCAAGCUGGCUGUGAGAGCGAUCUCGCCGAGGCAGACAUCGACAGCAACGUCCCUAUGGGCGAUGGUGAUGAAGAGCGUAUGAAGCUUAUUGAAGACUUUGGCGACGACCUCGGCACAUCGGCGCAUAACAACUCGCCGAUCAUGGCAUCGACCGAGAUGGACUUUAUUGGCGAGCACAUGGAAGGUGUUCAACACUUUGAAGACGCCGAAGACCCAGAGCCAGUAGACAUACACGUUGAUUCGUCACCUCCAUCGACUACGCACGAGAAGAAGGAGUGAGCACUUGGGAAUGACAUACGAUAGAGUGGGUUUUUUUUGGUUUAUUCUUUAUACAGGCAUGAGUCGACGAGAUGGAUACACGAGGAGCUGGUUGAUCAUGGGCACACAACGGAUGUCGCGAUUGCAACCUGUUUGAUUAGAAAGCUGCAUUUCGCAUUUAUAUAGACACAUUGUUGGACACGGACACUAAUUGUUAGCAUUUUUUUCUCGGCUGUUUGGGGAGCUGGAAAUGCUACCGGUCCAGUGUAGGAACUGUACGCGCCCCGGGCAUCAUCACAUGGUCCGUGAGAAGGCUGGGACAUUGUUAGUUCGCUCCCCCUUUGUUGGGUGAGACAAUCAUCGGAGAAUGGGUAACUUGACGAUCAACGUUUAUUAUCAUUGCUUCAAACUGCCCCUUCUGUUAACCUUUUUUUUUUAUUAAAAAAAGAAAAAAAAAUAAGAUCUAUGUG
Verruconis gallopava is the source of this 5786-nucleotide messenger RNA. RefSeq lists its product as uncharacterized. The transcript has 4 exons. NCBI's taxonomy places the organism in Eukaryota, Fungi, Ascomycota, Dothideomycetes, Venturiales, Sympoventuriaceae. The record is from RefSeq and is a predicted model, not a curated record. Gene Ontology annotation, molecular function: cysteine-type deubiquitinase activity. Gene Ontology annotation, biological process: protein deubiquitination. Bases 1 to 5337 code for a protein of 1778 amino acids.